AUGGACUCUAUUACAGAGACAGCGCAAAGAGAGAAGGAUGUCGAUUCGACGAACUCUGCCAAGUGGAAGGAUUUCGCUUUGGACCGAGUGAUCAGAAGAGUUUCAAAAGUCAUUGAAGCCAACACUGCUCGCACAGCGGCGGUAGAAGGUUUCGCCACCGAGAGAGCGUCUGUGGUUGAGGCUAUGAAUCCUGUCGCUGUGCGCCAGGCUGCCGAAGCUACAGUUAAGGAGACUGGUGAACACUCUUCACUCUGUUCACAUCAUGUCUCCCAGAGCUCAUUUGCCACCACUUCUAUCAAAUCUAACAUCGUCGACACCCUUUCCCAUGAACAUAUCUUUCCGGCAUCAUCGCGUUCCCUCAUCCAACAAGUUUUGGAACAAGAUCUGGGGCUCACUUUGAUGGAGGAGCUUGUCAACGCUGCCCAGACGGGCAUGGAGGCGCAGGUAGACAAGAUGGGCGAUACUGUCAACUUGCUCGCACAGGGAGGAGAUACAAUAGGCCCAAAUUUGACAGGGGCAUAG
Cryptococcus wingfieldii CBS 7118 is the source of this 522-nucleotide messenger RNA. RefSeq lists its product as hypothetical. The transcript is spliced from 3 exons. Bases 1 to 522 code for a protein of 173 amino acids. The record is from RefSeq and is a predicted model, not a curated record. NCBI's taxonomy places the organism in Eukaryota, Fungi, Basidiomycota, Tremellomycetes, Tremellales, Cryptococcaceae.